UCUGCCUGUCCCUGCAUGAGCUGCUGUCCUGCACCCCGGGGGGGUGAGCAGGAGUGUGCCAAGAGCAGGAGUGUGCUGGGCUCCGUGUCUGGGGUGGGCAGCUGGUGGUGGCUGAUCCGGUGGCUGCCCCCUCACUCCUGCUCUUGGCUCCCACAGGGACAAAACCCCUUCGACCUGGAGUUUGACCAGUCCAACCACCUGGAGCCCGUUUUCAACUUCGAGUGCCCGCCCCGUCCCGACAUGCCUUCAAGUCAACCCAUCGACAUCCCUGACGCCAAGAAGAGGAACAAGAAGAAGAAGCGCUGCAGGGCCACCGACAGCUUCUCGGGCAGGUUUGAGGAUGUUUACCAGCUGCAGGAGGAGGUGCUGGGAGAAGGGGCCCACGCCAGAGUCCAGUCCUGCGUGAACCUCAUCACCAACAAGGAGUACGCGGUGAAGAUCAUAGAGAAGCGCCUGGGACACAUCCGGAGCCGGGUGUUCCGGGAGGUGGAGAUGCUGUACCAGUGCCAGGGACACAGGUAGGGUGGAGCAGCCAC
Molecule: messenger RNA, 536 nt
Organism: Neopelma chrysocephalum (saffron-crested tyrant-manakin)
Lineage: Eukaryota; Metazoa; Chordata; Aves; Passeriformes; Pipridae
Product: MAP kinase-interacting serine/threonine-protein kinase 2-like
Exons: 4
Coding region: 16-522 (168 amino acids)
Molecular function (GO): ATP binding
Source: RefSeq, a predicted model, not a curated record